Messenger RNA from Lampris incognitus (smalleye Pacific opah), 5235 nucleotides. It is a transcript of the gene itga6a, whose product is annotated as integrin, alpha 6a. Gene Ontology annotation, biological process: cell-cell adhesion; integrin-mediated signaling pathway; leukocyte migration. Bases 172 to 3276 code for a protein of 1034 amino acids. Gene Ontology annotation, cellular component: external side of plasma membrane; integrin complex. The record is from RefSeq and is a predicted model, not a curated record. Gene Ontology annotation, molecular function: integrin binding. NCBI's taxonomy places the organism in Eukaryota, Metazoa, Chordata, Actinopteri, Lampriformes, Lampridae. The transcript has 25 exons.
CUCCGCACCGGUUACCUGGCCGUCUGGGUCGCGCUCCCCUGGGUUCUGCACUUGUCCCGCGUAUCUGCCUUCAACCUCGACACCGGCAACGUGCUGAGGAAAGACGGGGAGCCGGGGAGCCUGUUCGGGUUCUCUCUCGCCCUGCAUCGGCAGCUCAACCCGGACCGGAAAAUGCUGCUGAUCGGGGCCCCUAGAGCCAGGGCUCUGGACAACCAGAGAGCCAACAUCACCGGCGGCCUGUAUAAAUGUGAAAUCACCCAGUCUAAUGCGUGUGAGCGCGUCGACUUUGAUAAUGAAGAGGAUGUCCGCACCGAGAACAAGGAGAACCAGUGGAUGGGGGUGACGGUUCAGAGCCAGGGACCCGGGGGUAAAAUUGUGACCUGUGCUCAUCGCUACCAGAGGCGCCUGUUCGUGAACACGCCGCAGGAGUCCCGCGACAUGACCGGGCGCUGCUACGUCCUGAGUCAGGACCUGACCAUCGACUCCGCCUCGGAUGAGGACGGGGGGAACUGGAAGUUCUGUGAGGGCAGAGCCAGAGGCCAUGAAAGGUUUGGAUCCUGCCAGCAGGGCCUGGCUGCCACUUUUACCAAGGACUACCACUACCUGGUGUUUGGAGCACCGGGGGCGUACAACUGGAAAGGCAUCGUGCGGGCGGAGCAAAAGAACAACACGUUGUUGGAGAUGGGGUUUUACGACGACGGCCCUUAUGAAGUGGGAGAUGAAAACAUCUUGGACCCUGAACUGGUUCCUGUGCCUGCCAACAGCUACCUAGGGUUUUCCCUGGACUCGGGACACAGCAUCACAAAGGGCCGGGGCCUAACAAUCGUGGCCGGCGCGCCCAGAUCGAAUCACUCCGGGGCCGUUGUGCUGUUAAAGAAAGAGAGCGAGGCCUCCACCAGACUCUCCCCCGAGUUCAUCCUGCAGGGACCAGGACUGGCCUCCUCUUUUGGAUAUGACGUGGCUGUCGUCGACCUGAACGGUGAUGGGUGGCAAGAUAUAGUUGUGGGAGCCCCUCAGUUCUUCAUGAAGGACGGAGACGUCGGAGGGGCUGCUUACGUUUACAUCAACCAGGCGGGAAAGUGGAACAAGAUCACGCCGACCCGUCUCAACGGGACCAAGGACUCCAUGUUCGGGCUGGCGGUAGAGAACAUCGGGGAUGUCAAUCAAGACUCUUACCAAGACAUUGCUGUCGGGGCUCCUUAUGAAGACGUAGGGGCAGGAAGAGUCUACAUCUAUCACGGCUCUGCAAAGGGAAUCAACGCCAAACCUGCACAGAUCCUGUUGGGGAAGGAAAACAACAUCAGACUAUUUGGAUAUUCUCUGGCUGGGAACCUGGACUUGGACGGUAACGCCUAUCCUGAUCUGGCUAUCGGCUCUCUCUCUGACACAGCUCUGGUUUACAGAGCAAGACCGGUUAUCAAAAUCAAGAAGGACGUCAAAAUAACCCCGAGGGAAAUUGACCUUACAAAGAAAACCUGUGGCAACAGCAUUUGCUUCACCGUGGAGGCAUGCCUCAGCUAUGAAUCAAACCCUGCGUCCUACAGCCCCAAAAUAAUUAUCAGCUAUUCCUUCGAAGCAGAAGAAGAUAGGAGGAAGCAAGGGUUUCUCUCCAGGGUGGUGUUCCUUAACAGGUCCCACACCGACUUUGAGUACCAGUCAAAUGGGACGCUGGAGCUCCGCGGUCAGAAAAAGAGGACUUGCAUCAAGACGAAGCUCAAACUUCAGGACAACAUUAAGGACAAACUGCGCAGUAUUCCCAUCGAGUUUUCUGUGGGUAUUGUGGACAUCAAGCGCCACAAGAGACAGAACGCUCUUCCUCAUCUCAUUCCCAUUCUGGAUUCCUCGCAGCCAAGCAGCGUUGUGACUGAGGUCAACUUCUUGAAGGAAGGGUGUGGAAGUGAUAAUAUUUGCCAAAGUAAUCUACACUUGCAGUACACGUUCUACUAUAAGGAAAACAACCAGGACAUGUUCACGCCCUUACCCAUUGAGAAAGGGCUUCCGGUGUUCUCCCUGAGCGACCAGAAAAGGGACUUGGCUCUGCGGGUGACCGUUUCCAACCAAAAGGGGGAGGACGCUCACGAGGCAAAGCUCGUGGGGAGCUUCCCGGACACGCUAUCCUACUCAGGAGUCCGCUCACAGAAAAAGAUGAGGGAAAAACAAAUCAUCUGCAUUGCCAAUAUUAAUGGUUCUCAUGCCGAGUGUGAGCUGGGGAAUCCAUUUAAGAGAGAUGCCGAGGCUACAUUUUACAUCAUCUUGAACACGCUGGGUAUAUCUCUUGACACCACGGAGAUCGAUAUCGACCUACAGCUCCAAACGACAAGUACACAAGACAAAAUUGCCAAUGUCAAAGCAAAGGCCAAAGUGAUCAUCGAGCUGGCGUUGUCGGUCACGGGGGAGGCAAGCCCACCUCAUGUUUAUUUUGGGGGCACUGUGAAGGGAGAGAGCGCCAUGAAGACAGAGGACGAGAUUGGCAGUUUGAUUAACUACGAAUUCAGAAUAACUAAUUUGGGGAAACCGCUGAAAUCGUUUGGGACGGCAUCGCUGCACAUUCAGUGGCCCAAAGAAAACGUGGAUGGGAAAUGGCUCCUCUAUCUGGUCAAAAUCACCACCACCGGCCUGGAAGAGAUCUCCUGUUCUCCUGAGAGUGAGAUCAGCCCUGUUAAACACAUCCAGGAGUCCCCUGCAGGACGAUCGAGACGCGAGACCGGACAGAGAGGGACAUCCGGUGGCAAAGUCCCCCUGCUGGCAGAGCAGAGAAAGCGAAAAGCUUUGACGUGCGGCAACAGCUACGACGCUAAAUGUGUGGUGAUCAAAUGCCCCCUGCAGGGCUUGGACGGUACUGCAGCGAUUGCGCUGAGGUCUCGCCUGUGGAACUCCACGUUCCUUGAAAAUUACGCCUCUUUUAAGAGCCUCGAUGUAAUUGUGAAAGCCUCACUCAGGCUGGACACUCUUGCUAAAAACAUGAUCCUGAGGAAGGCAGAGACUCAGGUGACGGUGACCGUCUACCCCGAAAAGACGGUUGCCCAGUAUGGCGGAGUCCCCUGGUGGAUCAUCCUGGUGGCUGUUCUUGCUGGCAUCUUGGUGCUGGCGUUGCUAGUGUUUCUGCUCUGGAAGUGCGGAUUCUUCAAACGCUCCAAGUACGACGACAGCGUUCCCAGGUACCACGCGGUGUGCAUCAGGAAGGAGUCCCCCCCGUGCGGCGGAAAGGUCCACCUUGACCUUUUUGAGAGAAAACAGUGGAUGACUACCUGGAGCGAGAACGAGAGCUAUUCGUGAAACGUCUCGGAACUGCUCAGAAGAUCCGAGACGUUUUUCCUUUUCACGCAGUUCGGAAGCCGCAAAUCCAUCGAGCUCGUUUCUUCUUCUUCUUCGUUUCAACAAUUUCUCUCCCGUUCAGCGAAGAAAGCGAACUUAUUUCAGUGCCCCGUGUCGGUAUCGCAAGUGCUCGUCGUAUUGGGGUUUUUUUUUUAAGUUGUAGAUACUUGUGCUGAAUCUGAAUUACUUUUAUCAAAUUCCUAUGAAUUUCUUCAGUGUAUAGACGAUAAAAUGUAAGUUGUGUACAUAUUUGAAAACUGAAGCACACUGUAUAUUUAAUAUUUUCUCUUUUUAAGAAAACAAAAACAAAAAAACAAGUCACGUUUAGCCAAAGAGUCUGUGUUGUCUUAAAGCUGCUUCCGAGUGGACGAAGGGCUUUUUUCUGUUUUUGUUUUUUUUUCUGUUUUAGUCGAUGCACAUUUCCUUACAGGUAGCAGCUACAGGGUGUGGCCGACAGCCUCGGACUCACUCCGCUCACACCACGAAGCAGUGCGCUGUUGAUUGUUCUACACAGAUGUACAGCAGAAUUACAACAGUGCACCAGUGACGCUUAUUUUUGUUGUGUUUUUUACUGCAAAACUCUGAAAUGACGACUCUUAAUUCAGAAGUCUGUGCAAGAGAGGCCCUCCGAACUGGCUGUUUUUUGGGGGUGGGGGUGGGGGGUUUGCAACUGCGGACACAAUCGGCUCAGUGAAACAUAAUGUGAUGUUUUAAGAGGUCAGUAUCCCGAGUCAAAAACAAAAGAAGAAGAAAUGCACAGCGGGCAGUAUUAACGGCAGCAGAAGGUCCGUUGUGAGUUACUUGACUGUAGGUUUACACUCGCACCCCUCGGUAGAUCCAGGGAACACCAACUGUACACAGACACACACACCUCCACAGACACUCCGGCUUCACAUUAAUACAGAGGCACUGCCCACUGGAGGAGUUGCGGGUUCAGACGCCUUGCUUAAGGACACGCUGGACAGCGGCUGUUGACGGAGGGGGGAGCAUUAAUUAGAGCACCAAUCAUUUCCCUUUUUACCAAUACACAAUUUCCCUGGUGGGUCUGGGCAUUUGAACUCACAAGCCCCCUCCCCUCACAAAGCCUACAACCUCUAGGCCACUGCUGCCCCCAUCAGGUCACCCAGGUACAUGACCACUUUACAGUAACGGAAGGCAGGCAGCACCCGGCAAACACAACUUGAACCCCCAAGUGAGAGGACGGACCCACAAGCUGCACAUCCUGAUGUGAGCAGCCGCAUCAUACGCUGGUUCAGUGGGUAACACAAUAAUAACUACACAAAUGAAGCAUUAGUUCAGUAUCAGUAACUACUGAAUUCAUCAUUUGUAAAGUGUGUUAAUAGAUGUUUAUAGAUACUUAUUAAUACUGCAGCUCAUGGUUAAGUCAGGUAGUACUAGAUGUUGGGUAGUAUUUUGUACGAGCUCAUCUAAAGUCAGGACUAUCUGCCUUACAAAGCAUUUACACAUGAGACUGAAAGGCCAGCAGCACCUUCAGACUCACAACAGUAAAGGAUCAUGAGAUCCUUUAGAAAGUGCAAGUACACAAUUAACACACUGUUUACGUGUAGAUAUGUGCAUGAAUUAAUCAUGGAUUGCAGCAUUAAUAAGUAUUUAUAAACAUCUAUUAACACUCACUAACCACUGGUGCACGUCUUGCGGUACAAAUGAUGACCUCAGUAGUUACCAAUACUGGACCAAUGCUUCAUUUGUGUAUUUAUAAGUUGUGUAGUUAUUAUAGUGUUACUGUUCAGUGUUGUAUGUGUUAAAUCUAAAAAUCACGUGUGUGAAUGAAGACUGAUUGUGUAUCUCUGGAGGAAGAGGGGAGAAUAAAAGAAAACUCCGAAGGGAAUUUGGUGUAAAGCGACCGGAAUAUUCCGAGAAAACGUGACGGAAAAUGAAAAUGAACGUGUCUUCGGUGGC